CACCUCUGUGCACGUCAAUACCGUCCAGAAACUGAGCUAGGGAGGCGUGCGAUCAAACCUGUUUGGUGAUUUCGAGGGGGGGGGGGUGUGUGUCUUCCUAUAAGGCUUUGCACGUAUGUUCCCAGAGGCAGGAGCAGGGUUGUGGGUGGAUAGGAGAGAGGCCGCCUCGCAACCCGGGGUGGAGGGUGCUGGGGAGUGGGGGGGAGCUCUCCGGAUUGCACCCCGUCCUCCAGCCCCUGUCCCCCGCUUCCUGCGCCCGCGCCCCUCCCCCGGCCCGGCCGGCUGGUAUGUCCCGGCGGCCGGGCUGUAACUCGAGCUCUGAUUUCCUGGUGGCUCCUUUAAGAGGCAGAGCUCAGUGCUGGGAAUUCACGUCAGUUUCUGCCCUGAAACUCUCCAGAUCAAUGAGCCGGGAGGCUGCUCCGCGCCGCCUUUCAGUUUCUCUCUUCCAGGAAGGAAAACAUUCGAGCGAGAGCAAGCGGCGGGAGGCGGGGGGCGGGCGCGCCGGCCGGGUGGGAGGAGAGAGCGGGAGGCCGGCCGGGCUGCGCCCCGGGCCGCGCGCCGCGACCUGCAGACCCCGCCGCCGCAGCCGCGCUGAGCCCGGCUCCCACGCCCCCGGCCCGGCGCCCCGCGCCCCGCGCCCCGCGCUCCCCGCUCCGCGCUGCCUCCCGGGGGCCGCCGCCCGCGAUGCUGGAAGAAACUUCUUAAAUGACUGCGUCCGGCCCGGCCGUGGAGCGUCUCGGGGUUUGGGGAGAGGAAAGGAAAGUGGAAAAAAAAAAAAAGAAACAACAACAACAAACCCCCCAAAACCUAAAAAACUGAGAACUUCCUGAUCUCGCUCGCUGUGAGACAUGUCUGAGACUCCUGCUCAGUGUAGCAUUAAGCAGGAACGGAUUUCAUACACACCGCCGGAGAGCCCGGUGCUCAGCUACGCCCCCUCCACUCCGAUUCAUGUUCCAGUACCCCGACUCAGGAUGGAGGAAGAUUCGAUCCGCCUGCCGGCGCACCUGCGCUUGCAGCCAGUUUACUGGAGCAGGGAUGACGUAGCCCAGUGGCUCAAGUGGGCUGAAAGUGAGUUUUCUCUGAGGCCCAUUGACAGCAACACGUUCGAGAUGAACGGCAAGGCUCUCCUGCUGCUGACCAAAGAGGACUUCCGCUACCGGUCACCUCACUCAGGUGAUGUGCUCUAUGAACUCCUUCAGCAUAUUCUGAAGCAGAGGAAACCUCGGAUUCUUUUUUCACCGUUCUUCCACCCUGGAAACUCUAUCCACACACAGCCGGAAGUCAUGCUGCAUCAGAACCAUGAAGAAGAUAACUGUGUGCAACGGCCCCCAAGGCCGUCGGAGACUGUGCACCACAAUCCUCCCACCAUUGAACUCUUGCACCGCUCCCGGUCACCUAUUACCACCAACCACCGGCCAUCACCUGACCCUGAGCCUCGGCCCCUUCGCUCCCCCCUGGACAACAUGAUCCGCCGCCUCUCCCCAGCCGAGCGGGCCCCAGGGCCCCGGCUCCACCAGGACAACAACCACCAGGAGCCCUACCCCCUGUCCGUGUCUCCCAUGGAGAACAACCACUGCCCGCCGCCACCCACAGACCCCCACCCCAAGCCGUCCAGCCCCCCACGGCAGGAGAGCACCCGAGUCAUCCAGCUGAUGCCCAGCCCCAUCAUGCACCCACUCAUCCUCAAUCCCCGCCACUCCGUGGAGUUCAAACAGUCACGCCUCUCGGCAACGGAGGACGGGCUGCACCGGGAGGGCAAGCCCAUCAACCUCUCACACCGGGAGGACCUGGCCUACAUGAACCACAUCAUGGUCUCUGUGUCGCCACCUGAGGAGCAUGCCAUGCCCAUCGGGAGGAUAGCAGACUGCAGGCUGCUGUGGGACUACGUCUAUCAGCUGCUCUCUGACAGCCGGUACGAAAACUUCAUCCGAUGGGAGGACAAAGAAGCCAAAAUAUUCCGGAUAGUGGACCCCAAUGGCCUGGCUCGGCUAUGGGGAAACCACAAGAACAGAACAAACAUGACCUACGAGAAAAUGUCCAGAGCCCUGCGCCACUACUACAAACUCAACAUUAUCCGGAAGGAGCCAGGACAAAGGCUUCUUUUCAGGUUUAUGAAGACCCCGGAUGAGAUUAUGAGUGGCCGGACAGACCGUCUGGAGCACCUGGAGUCCCAGGAGCUGGACGAGCAGAUCUACCAGGAGGACGAGUGCUAAAGGCACCCAGCCACCACCUCGGCCAGCAGGGAGCAGGCAGGACACUGGACACCACAAGAGGGCCGCUUCCCCUGCAUCCCAGAAGGACCCUAGAGCACCUUAGACACCCCGCCUGGCCUGGUGGGGCUGGCCUUCCUCCCAGCCCCCCGGUCUGAGCCCAGGACUUGGCCGUCUCCUCCUGUGCUCCCCUCCCCUCUGCUCCCUACUCAGCCUCCUGGUGGGUCUGCUGUUUGACUUUUCACCAUCCACUGGGGGUGGGAAGGAGACGGCAGAGCUGGUUUUCCUAUGGAAACGGCCACCCACUUCACAUGUACCUGUUGUCUGCAGCCCCCACUGGGCAGGAAAAAAAGGGGGGCCACUUGCAAAAGACUUUGGGUUCUUUAUCCUGCUCCAUUCAUCAGGUUUCUGUUCUGUUGUUGUUGGAGUCUGGGUGGGGAAAGAAAAAAAAAAAAAAGAUGCUUUUAAUCAAAAAAAAAAAAAAAGAUACAGUGAACCAGAGAGCUCUGUCCUCCCUCUCGCCCCUCUCUCCCUGCCCAGUGGCCCAGAAGCCUAGAGAAAGAAGAGCCAGUGGCAACACACACACGCAGACCAGCAAGAGGUAGAGGGUCUUCUGCAGCAGGGGGCACUUUCCCAAAACAAGGUCCUGGAGCUGGGGCGAAUGGGGGCCCUCCUGGGGGUUUGCUUGGUGCCCUACCUCCAGUUCCAUGGUCACUAGGACCCAGGGCCUUUGAGGAGUGACUUUGGAGUCCAUCUUAGCAGACAGGAAAAUCCCUCAGACCCCUGACCCUUCCUCCCCACUUUGCUGCAUUACAGAACGCACCAGGAUUUUAUGGCUCUAUUUUUUUUUUUUAACUUCAAAAAAAAAAGGUUAAAUCUUGUAUAAAGAGAGGCAUGCCACCCUUGAGUCCUUUGGGUGAUAACAGAUAAUUUGAAAGGCCUAUUUUGACUUUUUUUUUUUUUGCCCCCUUUCCUCACCCUCCCACUUGACUCUAGCAGAGCUCUGGAGUGCAGUCUGUUUUUAAUUCAGAAGCUUAGUUAGCUGGCAUUAGAGAGCAGCAGCCUCCCCACCCCCCACACCCUUCCCAUCUGGCACUGCCGAGGGGAGAUGGGACAGACAGCAUGAAUAAGUUCACGACACUGGAUGUGAGUGGCUCCAAGCUGCCAUUUUGGGUUCUGAGGUCCUCAGUAUGAACGUGAAAUCAGAGGGAGGGCAGCGGCUUUCAGUCCACUCCCCUGGAGGCAAGGACUGGUGUUCUCAUGCUGAACCAGGAGGGAAAUAUACCUCCCCACAAGGGCUCUGCAUCCAAAGCCCAUGGAUAAGCCACCUGCAGAAGGCAGGUCUAACAGGGGCCUAGUCCCAGCACUUUCUCUCACACUUCACCACCUCUGCUCCACAUCACCUGUUCUUGAACAUAAAGCCUGGACCAGGCUGAUCCCAUUGGCCCCCAGAGAGCCCAAUUCCAUCUCCCUCACCUGCCAGGUGCUGGGAGGGGCUGGGGCUGAGUCCCCGGUACCCUGGUCUCUGGACUUCCAGCACUGGAGCUCACAAGUGGCUUGCUCCCAUGGCAAUGCAGCCUUGGCGAUGUGGCAAAUCUUUGGCUUUUUUUUUUUUUUUUUUUUUUUUGCAAGGGGGACCAGAGAGGAGGGGUUCUCCUCAGAUCCACUGUCUUCACCUUGGACAAGUGAGGAUCAUUGCAGAGUGUUACUGCCUGAAAGCAUUCUGGAAUACCCCGCCCCACCGGUGCCACCAAUUUUAUUUUGCAAAAGGGGAAGCUGAUUACAGAGAGGUGAUGGUCAUCGGCAGGAAUGAGACACAUCCCAGACACCCCCCACCCCACCCCACACACACACCCAGGAAGCAAAGUGGGAGAGAAGAAACUUGGGAAAGAUCUGCAGGGAGCAAAGGCAGCUCUAUCUGACAGUCCUUGGUGCUAGGCUCACUCUCAGUUGCGCUUCUGAGCUGAAAACAAGAGGAAGGGGGGGGGGCGCAAAGACGAAAGAGGGGCCCCCAAAUAUCCUUACCCAGAUCAAAACAGGAUACACGUACCUGAUACCAAGGUGCCCCUGUCUGCAUCAACACUAAACAUCCCCAGACCCCACUCCAGCACAAAUUUCCCAGCGCCCUCUCACAUGCCAGCCAACCCUGCUCUCUCCCUCUCUUUUUCUCACCCCCUGAAAGCCAGAAUGAAUCUAGAAAUUUUUUUUCAGUUUUUUUAAUUUCUAAUGUCUUGUUUAUGAGGUGUGGGGUUUAUAAGGGAUUGAAUCAAAUGAAUGUAACAAAGAAAAAAAAAAACAAAAAAAUGCCUUCUCUCAGGGCCAGUGAGUUGCAAAUAAUUUUUAAAGAAAAAGCCUAUAAUUGCAUCAUCUCAAUAAAUUUUUUAUAAAAAACAAAAA
Molecule: messenger RNA, 4607 nt
Organism: Erinaceus europaeus (western European hedgehog)
Lineage: Eukaryota; Metazoa; Chordata; Mammalia; Eulipotyphla; Erinaceidae
Gene: ETV6
Product: ETS variant transcription factor 6
Exons: 8
Coding region: 849-2213 (454 amino acids)
Biological process (GO): cell differentiation; regulation of transcription by RNA polymerase II
Cellular component (GO): nucleus
Molecular function (GO): sequence-specific DNA binding; DNA-binding transcription factor activity, RNA polymerase II-specific
Source: RefSeq, a predicted model, not a curated record